Messenger RNA from Ylistrum balloti, 1305 nucleotides. Its product is annotated as neuropeptide F receptor-like. Bases 1 to 1305 code for a protein of 434 amino acids. Gene Ontology annotation, molecular function: neuropeptide Y receptor activity. Gene Ontology annotation, cellular component: membrane. The transcript has a single exon. The record is from RefSeq and is a predicted model, not a curated record. Lineage: Eukaryota; Metazoa; Mollusca; Bivalvia; Pectinida; Pectinidae. Gene Ontology annotation, biological process: G protein-coupled receptor signaling pathway.
AUGGAGUCUACCAUUUUGGACAAAGAACGAUCUUCCUUCGUGUCGCAAGAAAACUCGACUUACAGAGUGAUCACGGACAACGGAUCAGAGAUGCUAGAUCAGAACAUGACAGAUAUGGAUCCAAGACUGGUCUGGGAGAUAAUACAAGACGAAAGUGGAGCAUACGUCACGGAGUAUACCGACAUUAUUUUUAUCACGUGUUUUGCAGUCCUUAUCAUUUUUGGCGCUGUUGGCAAUGGUCUGGUGUGUUACGUGGUGGUUAAAAACCCUCACAUGCGAACACCGAGAAAUAUAUUCAUCAUCAAUCUCGCUAUAUCUGAUCUAACUCUGUGCCUGUUCACUCAGCCUCUUAAUCUGUAUCGUUUGCUUAACCAGCAAUGGUUUCUAGGCGGAUUUAUGUGUAAAUUCGUUGUUAUGUGCCAAGGUACGAAUGUGUUUGUCUCAACGAUCAGUAUCACAGCGAUUGCACUGGACCGUUUUCAAGUAAUUGUUUACCCAACAAAAGAUAGUAUGAAAAAACUAGGUGCGGCCUCGGCCCUCUGUUCAAUUUGGAUUAUAUCGUUUUUUAUGUCUAGUCCGUUAUUAAUAUUUGCAGUGUAUAGAGUGGAACAGCCCGUUAUAGGCUACGAUGUUUACUUUUUCAGAUGUGUUGAGGAUAUAACAUUAAUGGAAGAAAAGGGUGCCUACUCUGUUGCUUCUAUGAUUGUUCAGUAUAUUUUACCAAUAGCUAUAGUCAUAAUAGCCCAUGCAAGAAUAUGUAAUAAAUUAAAGUACCGUAUGGUUAAUCAGAACCAUGCGGGAACAAGCUUCCAGAAACGAAAAAACGAGCGACAAUCCAGGAGAAAGCGUAAAACCAACAUCACUUUGUCACUCAUUGCCGUGGUGUUUGCUCUAAGUUGGCUUCCUUUGAAUUUGUUUAAUAUUUUGACAGAAUUUCAAUUCAGUCAUUUCAAACAUUUAAAUAUAAACCUUGCUUACAAAAUUUGCCAUAUGCUUGUAUUGAGCUCUGCUUGCACCAAUCCUGUGAUAUAUGGUUGGUUGAAUGAUAACUUCCGAAGCGAGUUCAUCAAAGUACUUUCUUGUUGCGUUUGCUGUAUAAAGCUGAAGUCGUUUUUCCGACGUUUAUGUGGCUGCUGUUGUUCCCCUACCCAUGGGGAUGUCCCCGUCAUCGUUUUUACAAAGGAAAGCACUGACAACAAUGGCGCUCUAUCUCAUAUGGAUCGUGACACACAAGACGGCUGUUCCGUGACUGGAUUGCAUUCUGUGACCGACUGGAAUUCGCACCGGUCACAAAUCUCCCUAUAG